AUGCAGAAAGGGAUGAGACUCAACGAUGGCCACAUCACCUAUCUGGCUCUUUUGGCGAAGAAGGAUGGGACCAGGCGAGGUUGCCUGAGUAAGAAAAGCUCAGACAACACAAAAUGGCAUUCAAAGUGGUUCGCUUUGUUGCAGAACAUGCUGUUUUAUUUCGAGAACGACUCCAGCUCACGCCCCUCCGGACUGUACCUGUUGGAGGGAUGCGUUUGUGACAGGGCACCGUCACCGAAACUAUCCCUCUCAGCGAAGGAAUGCUUAGAGAAGCAGUACUACUUUACAGUCACGUUCAAUCAUGACAACCAGAAGGCUUUGGAGCUGCGCACAGAGGACGUCAAGGACUGUGAUGAGUGGGUGGCUGCCAUCACACAGGCCAGUUACAGGAACCUGGCUACAGAGCAUGAGACCCUCAUGCAGAAGUAUCUCCAUCUACUCCAAAUAGUGGAGACGGAGAAAAUGGUUGCCAAGCAACUUCGACAACAGAUAGAGGAUGGGGAAAUCGAGAUAGAGCGGCUAAAAUCAGAGAUCGCUGGACUGCUGAAGAACAAUGAAAAGAUCCAGUCAAAUCCAGAGGUGCCUCCCAGUGAAGACGACACAGAAAUCAAGAAGAUCAAAAAGGUCCAGAGUUUCCUACGAGGUUGGAUUUGCCGCAGGAAGUGGAAAACCAUCAUCCAGGACUACAUCCGUUCACCCCACGCUGAAAGCAUGAGGAAGAGGAACCAGGUGGUGUUUAGCAUGCUGGAGGCCGAGGCCGAAUACGUCCAGCAACUCCACAUCCUGGUCAACAACUUCCUACGGCCACUGCGCAUGGCCGCCAGCUCCAAGAAGCCACCCAUCACUCACGAUGACGUCAGUAGCAUCUUCCUUAACAGUGAGACCAUCAUGUUCCUCCAUCAGAUCUUCUACCAGGGCCUGAAGGCCCGGAUAGCCAGCUGGCCGACACUUGUGCUGGCGGACCUGUUUGACAUCUUGCUGCCCAUGCUCAACAUCUACCAGGAGUUUGUGAGGAACCAUCAGUACAGCCUGCAGAUCCUGGCCCACUGCAAACAGAACCGGGACUUCGACAAGCUGCUGAAGCAGUACGAGGCCAAGCCCGACUGUGAGGAGAGGACACUGGAGACCUUUCUCACUUACCCCAUGUUUCAGAUCCCUCGUUACAUUCUGACGCUGCAUGAGUUGCUGGCUCACACCCCCCAUGAGCAUGUAGAGAGAAACAGUUUGGACUACGCCAAGUCAAAACUGGAGGAGCUUUCCAGAAUCAUGCAUGAUGAGGUGAGCGAGACAGAGAACAUCAGGAAGAACUUAGCUAUUGAGCGGAUGAUUGUGGAGGGUUGUGAAGUGCUGCUGGACACCAGUCAGACGUUUGUCAGGCAAGGUUCCCUGAUCCAGGUGCCGAUGAGCGAGAAAGGGAAGAUCACGAGAGGCCGACUGGGCUCUCUGUCUCUGAAGAAAGAAGGCGAGAGACAGUGUUUCCUCUUCUCCAAACAUCUCAUCAUCUGUACCCGCGGCUCCGGGGGAAAACUACACAUCACUAAGAAUGGAGUGAUCUCUCUCAUCGACUGCACACUGAUGGAGGAGCCAGAGGGGACAGAUGAUGAGUGUAAGUUACAAUCCAAGGACAUAGAGCACCUGGACUUUAAAGUGAUGGUGGAGCCCAAAGACGUCCAGCCCUUCACCGUCAUCCUGGUGCCUUCGUCCCGACAGGAGAAAUCAGCGUGGACAAGCGACAUCAGCCAGUGCAUUGACAACAUUCGCUGCAAUGGUCUGAUGAUGAACGCUUUCGAGGAAAACAGUAAAGUCACCGUGCCACAGAUGAUUAAGUCGGACACCAGCUUGUACUGUGAUGAUGUCGACAUUCGCUUCAGCAAGAUGAUGAACUCCUGCAAGGUGCUGCAGAUCCGCUACGCCAGCGUUGAGCGUUUGUUGGAGAGGCUGACUGACUUGCGCUUCCUCUCCAUCGACUUCCUGAACACUUUCCUCCACUCCUACCGUGUCUUCAGCAGUGCUGACGUCGUGCUGGACAAGCUCAUCACCAUCUACAAGAAGCCCAUCAGUGCUAUCCCCGCACGUUCUUUGGAGCUUUUCUUUGCCAGCAGCCAGAACAACAAACUCCUCUACGGCGAGCCACCCACGUCGCCACGUGCCAGCCGCAAGUUCUCCUCCCCUCCUCCGCUCUCCAUCACCAAGACGUCCUCGCCCAACCGCCGUCGCAAGCUUUCGCUCAACAUCCCCAUCAUCACAGGGGGCAAAGCCCUGGACCUGGCUGCACUCAGCUGUUCUCCCAAUGGCUAUGCAAGCAUGCACUCCACCAUGUCACCCUUCAGUAAGACCACCCUCGACAUUAACAAGCUUUAUGUGUCUAGCACCAUGGCCAGCAAAAUCCCCGAUGAGGGAGAGACCAAAGCCGACGGCAAGGCGGAGGAGUCUGUCCUCAACAAGCAAGAUCUGUCCGUGAGAGAGGAAUGUGAUGAGGAUCCAAGACAGAGUGAGGAAGUAGAAGCAGAAAUGUCUCCUCCCAAAUCACCAUCGACACCCAAGAACGUCAAGUCCAAAAACUCUGGUGCGUUUUCCCUGUUUUCCUUCAACAAUGGCAUGGUGGUGUCCUCUUGCCGGGAGCUGGACAACAACCGCAGUGCCCUCUCUGCGGCCUCGGCCUUUGCCAUCGCCACGGCUGGUGCCAAUGAAGGCACGCCAACCAAGGAGAAGUAUCGCCGCAUGUCGCUCGCCAGCACAGGUUUUCCAACAGACCAGAGGAAUGGGGACAAAGAGUUUGUUAUCAGGAGAGCUGCCACAAACCGAGUCCUGAAUGUGCUGCGUCACUGGGUCUCCAAGCACUCACAGGACUUUGAGCUCAACACAUGCGGGCUAAAGAUGCGGGUAAUUGGCUUCCUGGAGGAGGUGAUGCAUGACCCAGAGCUCCUGACACAAGAAAGAAAGGCAGCUGCCAACAUCAUCAGGACUCUCACUCAGGAGGACCCUGGAGACAACCAGGUCACACUGGAAGAGAUCAGACAGAUGGCCAUGGAAGACUGUAAGACUGAGCCGUUUGAGAGCCACUCCGCCCUGGAGAUCGCUGAGCAACUCACACUGCUGGACCACCUGGUCUUCAAGGUCAUCCCAUAUGAGGAGUUCUUUGGUCAAGGCUGGAUGAAGAACGACAAGAACGAGAGAACUCCCUAUAUUAUGAAGACAACCAAGCAUUUCAACGAUAUCAGCAACAAGAUUGCCACAGAGAUCCUGCAGUGGGAUGAUGUCAACAUGCGAGUGGCGGUGAUCGAGAAAUGGGUGGCAGUGGCUGACAUCUGUCGCUGCCUCCACAACUACAACGCCAUGCUGGAGAUUACGUCCUCUCUCAAUCGCAGCUCCGUCUUCCGCCUCAAGAAGACCUGGCUCAAAGUCUCCAAGCAGACAAAGACCGUGAUUGACAAGUUACAAAAGCUGGUGUCAUCAGAAGGGCGAUUCAAAAACCUGAGAGAAGCUCUGAAGAACUGUGACCCUCCCUGUGUUCCCUACCUGGGAAUGUACCUGACUGACCUGGCCUUCAUCGAGGAGGGAACGCCCAACUACACCGAGGACAGCCUGGUUAACUUCUCCAAGAUGAGAAUGAUAUCUCACAUUAUCAGAGAAAUACGGCAAUUUCAGCAAACGGCUUACAAGAUUGAUUAUCAACCAAAGGUCGCAAAGUACUUGCUGGACAGCAGUACAACGCUGGAUGAGGAAAGCCUGUAUGACGCGUCUCUGAGAAUCGAGCCCAAAACUUUAUCAUGAAGAUGAUCUCUCUCUCUCUCAAACCUCAUAUGGAUCAACUUACAAGUUAUUUAUUAUCAUGUGCACAACAAUUACACAGAAGCAGUUGUUGUCAAUGAAACUCUUAGAUCUCAGGCUCACUCCAACAGUGAUCACCCAAGUAAAAAUGUAAA
Cyclopterus lumpus (lumpfish) is the source of this 3926-nucleotide messenger RNA. Its product is annotated as ras-specific guanine nucleotide-releasing factor 1-like. The record is from RefSeq and is a predicted model, not a curated record. The coding region runs from base 1 to 3774 and encodes 1257 amino acids. Gene Ontology annotation, cellular component: plasma membrane. Lineage: Eukaryota; Metazoa; Chordata; Actinopteri; Perciformes; Cyclopteridae. The transcript is spliced from 27 exons. Gene Ontology annotation, molecular function: protein binding; guanyl-nucleotide exchange factor activity. Gene Ontology annotation, biological process: positive regulation of GTPase activity; Ras protein signal transduction.